This is a messenger RNA of Colletotrichum orchidophilum, 516 nucleotides long. RefSeq lists its product as uncharacterized. Lineage: Eukaryota; Fungi; Ascomycota; Sordariomycetes; Glomerellales; Glomerellaceae. The record is from RefSeq and is a predicted model, not a curated record. The coding region runs from base 1 to 516 and encodes 171 amino acids. The transcript has 2 exons.
AUGUGCAACAAGGCUCAAGAUGCCAGACCGAGCGGUACACGACAUCUCCUCCCGACAGUUAUUGCGGGGUGGGUGUCAGUGAUGUCUUCACUCAUUCUCAGACGCGUCAUACUAUUCUACCUCGAUGAAGAACAUGAGAUGAGGUUUGGCUCCUAUGAUCUACAAGAAAAGAAACAGAAUUCAGAGUCCGGCCGUCAUCUCUCCGCCGUCGUCUCAUUACUUCUUCUCAACGUGUAUUCAAUCUCGACCUACUCCUUCAACUUUUUUAGACGAAAUGAUCUGUGGAAAAAUCGGAUCAUUGCAGGCUUCUUUGCCAUCAGCGUUAUUGCUGCGGGCGUGACAACGGCGGCACUGGGAGAUGACGGGAACAGCUUUGCAGACUUUGCCGCCAUUACACCGCUUCUUCUCCCCUUGAGUCUUUGGUUCAGCACCAUAACUCACUCCAUAUGGUAUCGUUGGCCAUUGUGGCAAAAUGCAUCACAACGGCGCCCAGGCGAUGAGAAGGUAUCACAGUGA